AUGGAUAAUUUUUGUAAUUAUAUUGUUAAUAAAUCUGAUAAUAGCAUUGAUAUAUGUAUUAGUUAUCAAUGUAAUAAGUAUGUUGAUCCAUAUUCAAUUAUGGUUACACCAAAUAAUUGUGAUUUAUUUUCAUCAAAAUCAAGUAUAGGAAAUCGUGUAUUGAUAAUAUUUAUUAAUUAUAUUGAUAAUGAUGAUAAACCAGUUCAUCAUAAUGAAUUAAUUCGUUUAGGAAAUCAUAUUGAUUUAUAUGAAUUAUUUAUUAAAAAUCUUCCUAAUAAUUAUUAUCUUUAUCAAUCAAUACAUUAUGAUAGAAAUUAUUCUCAAUGGCAUAUCAUCAAAGUUGAAUUGUAA
Messenger RNA from Rotaria sp. Silwood1, 351 nucleotides. The record is from the annotation of a GenBank genome assembly. NCBI's taxonomy places the organism in Eukaryota, Metazoa, Rotifera, Eurotatoria, Philodinida, Philodinidae.